Messenger RNA from Strongylus vulgaris, 315 nucleotides. The record is from the annotation of a GenBank genome assembly. Lineage: Eukaryota; Metazoa; Nematoda; Chromadorea; Rhabditida; Strongylidae.
AUGAAACGCAUUGGCCUCGUUGCGGUUCUUCCAGCUGUGACAAGCCAGCAAUGGAUCCAAGCACAUUCAUACAUCGCUCCAGCUGUUGCCCAAGAAUCCGCACGCACCAAACGACGUAUAAUGUUGUCGGCACGUGCGAUUUACGCUCUACUCUACACGCUUUUGAUCGCCGUAGCCAUCGUCAGUGCAGCACCGAAUCGUAUUCUUAUGCGAUUCGGUAAGCGAACGGCUGAUCCUGUGCAAUAUCGCCCAUUCGUGCCGGCCGACUAUUAUCCAGUAGAAUUGCUUGGGUACGUUCCAUGUUUCCCCGUUUAA